Messenger RNA from Aspergillus oryzae RIB40, 762 nucleotides. Its product is annotated as PaaI family thioesterase. Lineage: Eukaryota; Fungi; Ascomycota; Eurotiomycetes; Eurotiales; Aspergillaceae. The coding region runs from base 1 to 762 and encodes 253 amino acids. The transcript is spliced from 2 exons. The record is from RefSeq and is a predicted model, not a curated record.
AUGUCAGACCGUCCAUCAUCCAAACGACAUGCUUUCUUCGAACCGAACUUGGAAAUCUCCCCACAGGACAUCGAAUAUUUCGCCUCCCUCCCAUUCGCUUCACCCUACUUAAACAGUCCAUUUUACGAGCCGGUCCCAUUCAUUACCCGAUACGAUACAAAAGCCACCUCCAAUAAGUUCUUCAGCAAGGUGAUCAACACCGCCGAGACAAUCCCACACUUGCUGGCCCUAGUUCGAGUGCCAGACUCGAAAUCAAAUCAGACCACAGAUCAACGCGACAAUGCACACCCAGAUUUUGUGGUUUUUGUUUCUCUGGGCCCCGACCUAUGCGGUUUCCAGGAUACAGUCCACGGCGGAGUCUUGGCUGCCCUGCUUGACGAAGCUCUAGGUUUGUGUGCCGAGUCGACAGAGUUGGUUUCAAAAGGUCAUACGCGGCUGUACACCGCUGGUCUUGAGAUUUCGUAUCGCUCCCCUGUGCCUGUGCCGAGCGUUGUUAUGAUCAAAACAUGGGUUACGAAGAGGCAGGGCAGAAAAUGGUUCUUGGAAGCACAGGUCCUUGAUCAAGAGGGAGCGGUGAAGGUAGAGGCUAAAACAUUCCUAUGUCCCUUAUGUGUGUUUAGCGGUUCAAUAUCUUUACUAUUUUUCUAUAUUGAUCGCCUCGCGACCAAUGUACAAUCUGACCCCAAACAAUUGCGGUGUACAUACUUUAACAAUGGACAUUGGGAACUUCAGAGAAACCAAAUAGGACGUCCGGAUUCCUAA